AUGCAUAUAAAUGUAAAUGCAUACAGUGACAGUAGCCAAGCGUAUACAUGGAGUACUAGAGAGAACAAGACAAAAGAGGGCGCGGAAGGGAAACAAGCGGAACCCGCCAACGAGAUUGACCUAGAAACACCAGACCAGAGUGUGGAUGAGGUGAAGAAGAAGACGACGGAGUCGACACCGAUGCCGAAUACAGAGGAACCAAAUCAAAAGUCGACGGAGUUCUCGCCGAUAGACACUGUGGAGGACACAACAGGCAACACGCCAGAAACGGUAAAGGACGAGUCUCAAGCAAAAAGAACGUCAUUUACUGAAAGGUUGGCAAUGAUGGUCGGGAUGAAAUCAAGAGACAUAGUGACGGAGGAACCGAAAGUCGAGAAAGGCAAAACAUUCGGAACAAUUUCCACGAAAACGACAGAGACCAACCAAGACGAAGACCAGGUUAAACAGGGAGCAGCAGCCAACAACAGGGCAACAGCUGACCAUGAGACAACAACUUCUCUUGAGCUGGGCGAUCUGAUGGCGAAGCUAGAUCAGAUCGACAAGAGACUAAAGCACAGUGAGAAGGAUAGAGAUGUGAUAAAGAAAGAAUUAGGAUACAACAAACACGAGUACCUGGACAACUAUUUCAAUCUGGCGAAAGCGACAGAGGAAAAGCUUCAGCAGAUGUCAGACAAAGUAGAUGCCACUGAUGGAGAGCGAGGCAAGAACAUCAAAAAAGACAUGCAAGAGAUGAAGCAACGGUAUGACGCAGUAAACAGCCAGUUGGAGAGUCUGGAAACGAGAAUGGACACAAUGAGUAGGGACCAGGCUGAGAGUUCAUGUGCAAUACAGGCAAAACUAGACGCCAUCUUGAGAAACUCUACGUCACAGGACAGGCCGGCGGCGGAUCGAACGCAAGGCAACAGAGUCGACUUCGUGGAACCACAAAGGAACAAACGAACAAGGGACAAAUAUCAGAAUGCCGAUAGUUUGAGUAAGAAGACGGAGUUCUACGAAAGACAGGAACAGAGGGAUGCGGAUAGGCCCGAAAUCAAAGAUGGCUUCUCCUUCAUGGACAAAGAAACGUAUGACAGUCUUCCACUCUCGAGGUGGCUAGACAAGUCAGGCGAACCAAUAGAAGAUCACCCCGAAUUACCAGAAGAGCCUCCAAAGAAAACAAUCUUGAAGAAGACCCGAGGAAUGCCGAUAGAGAUUAUGUUCAAGUCAAAAAUCGUUGAAGAUUCGGAAAAGAGUAGCGAUGAUCAGGAUAGUCUAUGCAUGAUACUGGCAGAGGAGAAGAUGAGACACCGCGACAAGGAGCUACAAACAGAUCCCUCCUCAGGAACGUACAACUCGGAUGAACAAGAAGUACAAGGAGGUGAAGAAAUUGAGAAAAUUGCGGUAUCGAGGAAACCAUUCAGGGAACUAUCGUGCAACUAA
Messenger RNA from Symsagittifera roscoffensis, 1419 nucleotides. RefSeq lists its product as uncharacterized. The coding region runs from base 1 to 1419 and encodes 472 amino acids. The record is from RefSeq and is a predicted model, not a curated record. NCBI's taxonomy places the organism in Eukaryota, Metazoa, Xenacoelomorpha, Acoela, Convolutidae. The transcript has 4 exons.